Molecule: messenger RNA, 3038 nt
Organism: Amoebophrya sp. A25
Lineage: Eukaryota; Dinophyceae; Syndiniales; Amoebophryaceae
Source: the annotation of a GenBank genome assembly
CUCGUGGUCAUGUUGCACAGUACUGAUGAUGCUAUUUUUGCUACUCCACGUGCAUUAUAAUCCCCAUUUUGUCUGAAUCUGAUUCUUCUCAUGAUUCUUCAUCUUCACACUUAGACUUAAGUACUUUGCUUUGUUGAUGGACAAGGCUUAACACUAACAAGAUCAAGAAUAGGGACGGACAUAAAAAACCGUAAAAAUGGGCAUUCCUCAGUACUUCUCUUGGUUAAAGCAGAAGUUUCCAGGUUCGUUCCAGGAUGGAACCCCUAGAAAGCUGAACCUCACCAAUGUCGAGCAUUGUUACAUCGAUCUCAAUUGCUAUCUGCACAAUGUGGUGCGGCGUGCGACAAAUUUUGACACGUUUGUGGGAUUGGUGAAGCGUGAAGUCGAGGGAUUGCUGAACCAGUUUCCAAGGGACAGUUUGUUAUGGAGAGUUUGUUAUAGAGUUUGAUUUUAUGGAGUUUGUUAUGGAAAUUGGUGUGGUUGAGUCAGAGUGGGGGUUGAGUCAGAGUGAGGGUGUAAUCAAUCUCCUAAUGAUCUCGUUUCACUUUUUUCUGGUGCCUAUACACAAUUUAUCUUCUUGUUGUUGUACUAUUGCACUGCUUGUCGCCGGUGUGCUACUAGAUCAUUUGGUAUUAAUACUGAUAACCAUAACGGUAAUAUCCAUCUUUAUCAAUAUGGUCCAUAACUACUUACGUUAACGAGCGUGGAGGUGGUCUCGCAUCGCAGCACUCUCCCUUCUUCUAAGGUUCAAAACUGUCUAUCUCGCAGUGGACGGACCAGCAGCUAGAGCUAAGGUGCUUCUUCAGCGAAAACGCAGACGGGCAAAGCAGAGUAGCAGUUUCUCGAUCGGUAUCUCUCCAGGAACAACCCUGAUGCGUAAGUUAUGCGACGGCUUGCGCGAGUGGUGUGCGACACUAGCGAAAAAGAGGAGCAUAGAGGUGACGCUGAGCGAUGGGUACAACUUAAUGGACACGUUUCUUCUGGUGACAUUUAUUUUAAGCCCAAUUAUGUGUUACAAUUACACGGCUGACGCACUCGGUUGACCUCAGGAGUUGAAUGAAUUUUCACUUGCUCCUCGCGGCUAGAAAUGAAAUAUUACAAGAAGCUCUUGUGAAAAUGGUUGAUUUGAUAUGAUCUUCAUCUUGUCUGUAUGUUGUACAGUAUUAUCUUGUCAUCUGUAGGUUGUAUAUCAUGCUCACACGUUACUUUUGUUGACGAUCUUAAUCACACAGUUUCGUUCCCGGAGAAGGCGAGCACAAGAUUAUUUCGGCUAUUAUGACCAACCAAGCCAAGUCCCGUGGCGCACAUUGCGUUGUUGGAUCGGAUUCGGAUUUGUUCCUGAUCGUUUUGGGUGCAGCGGCGAAGAAUGUCUACACGUGGGAUGGAGAACAUAGACCUGGCAUUGUCUUCACCCGUAACAACAUGGUCAACCGCAUUCUGGAAUCGUGCACGGGGAUGAAGAAUGCAAGUCAAGGUCAACAGCAAAUGCAACGUGGAAGUCUGUUGCACAGUGGUAGCGCUUUAGAAACGGCAAUUAGAUUAGAUUUUUCGCUUUUAUCGUUGUUGCGGGGAGACGACUACUUGCCGAGCCUAGUUACUUUUGAAGCGGCGUACAAAGUCUACGAGCAACUGGUAAAACCAGUGUGUCAGAAACAAGCAGUAGACAAAUGGGCAAUUAUCAAACGAAAUCUCAGUGGCAGUAGUGCUGCAGGAAAAAAUCUUGGAGAAAACGCUGGAGAUCUAGCUGGAACUCAUGACUUCUUCGACAGUGACAGCGCAGCUGUACUUGAUGACUAUGGUGCCGCGUUGCACUCUUUCCGUGCCAAUGAAACUUUGCCGCAGUGCAUAGCUGGACUGAACGCGCAUAAACAACUUGUAGUCGCUGGUGGGGCCAAUAACAAGGCAUCUGGUGCAGGAGGUGCGGACGCUAUUCUGCAAAAAAUCACACCCGAAUGUGUGGACGUGAUCACGAACUACCUACAGGGACUUUGUUGGGUUUUAGACAUCUACCAGAACGGGCGACCUUUGUUAAGGGUAACUAGGUUAAAGGUGCUUUUCUUACCGCUUUUUAUGCCUCUCUCCCUUAGGAAUAGGAUGAGAAAGGCAGAACAACAAGCGGGAGAACCCGCGAGCACCAAAAGGCUACCUCUAACUUUGGAUUACCACUACGUCUGCCGCUCCACUGGCGAAUCUUCCACCGCCAGAACCUUGCCCCGACUCGACGAGACCCUAGUAGCCGCUUGGAUGCUCAACCACAAGAGAGAGUUUGGAUCUAUCAGAGGCGCAGUGAACCUGGACGCACCUGACACGGGAAAUCCGUUGCAUCCAACCACAGCGGCAAUGUGCUUGAUUCCUUCGAAUAGCAUCAAAAGUUGCUUAGACAGUGAAACGUGGAAAGCCGUGUCCGAAUUAUUGAAGCCAGCGACAGAUACGCUGCUAGGUCCUGUGGUCUUGUUCGAAGACGACCCAGAAGUGAAGCGUUUGAAAGCGAAUUUAGGAGUGGAGAGCGCCGAAUACAACAAAAGAUUAACGUUUGUGCAGGUACAAGAAGUGCUUUUUACACUCGAACUUGAUACUUGUCGAUCUCGAUCAUUUUUCAAGUUUACCGACCCAGAAUGCAGCCUACGAGCAACUCAAACAUGUAGUUAUCUUGUUCAAUAUAUUUUAAUCUUUUUAGAAGCUACUACAUCUUCAACAGGACCGCGGACUCGACAAAUUUACCGACCCAGAAUGCAUCGAGAUAAAGCGCAGGAUGCAAACUGCUCAGACUGCUUACCAAGUUAAGAAUCAAACUCAAGCCUGUCUGUAUUUAUACUUUGUCUUCUGUUCUUACUAGAAGAAUCUUCACUAUGUUAGAUGAAGUAAUUUUGAGCACUAAAUAAAAAAAGGUUGUUAAGUUGUUGUUGUAAUUUUUUUACAUGCUUCACCUGGCAGGUGACACCUGCUCCUGCAGAGGCGCAGCUGUCAAGAUGAUAUUAAGUACCCCUUUCAUACCCCUUUCCACUUCCUUCUAAUCUGCAUCGCCUUGCCAAUUUUAA